Molecule: messenger RNA, 1512 nt
Organism: Rosa chinensis
Lineage: Eukaryota; Viridiplantae; Streptophyta; Magnoliopsida; Rosales; Rosaceae
Product: serine/threonine-protein kinase SAPK2
Exons: 9
Coding region: 368-1342 (324 amino acids)
Biological process (GO): intracellular signal transduction; protein phosphorylation
Molecular function (GO): protein serine/threonine kinase activity; ATP binding
Source: RefSeq, a predicted model, not a curated record
GGGACAUGCUGGAAUAAUAAGAGAUGCAUUACCUCCAUAAUAUUUGUCGCAUGCAUCAGAGUUGGUCAAUGAUUCAAUUUUCUGUGGCUCUUAAUCGUUUUGAGUACACAGUAAGAUGAGUUUCUGGCUUUCUGCACAUUUACUCUGCAGUCAAAUUACAGUGUGGCCCUGUGUCUCAGAUCCAAAACCUGCCCACAGACCUUCUUUCCACUUGUCCUAAUUUCAUAAACGUCUCGAAGGGUUGGACAAUUCAUGCAAGUUGGUGUUUCAUUAUUCUCAACAACCAAAAAGAAAAAGAAAAAGUUGAGGAUCCUGAGGAAUAGAGUUGAUCAGUGAGUUGUUGUUGUGCUUUGGAAUUUAGAGAUCUAUGGAGAGGUAUGAGAUUGUGAAAGAUAUUGGGUCUGGGACUUCUGGGGUAGCAAGGUUGGUAAGAGAUAAAUGUACCGGAGAACACUUUGCCGUUAAGUUCAUCGAGAGAGGCAACAAGAUCAAUGAAAAUGUACAAGAAGAAAUCAUGAACCACAGAUCCUUGAAGCAUCCCAGUAUUGUUCAAUUCAAAGAGGUCCUCCUGACACCAACUCAUCUAUGCAUUGUGAUGGAGUAUGCUGCUGGAGGAGAACUCUAUGAGAGAAUAUGCAAAGCCGGUAGAUUUAGUGAGACUGAGGCAAGGUUUUUCUUCCAGCAAUUGAUAUCAGGAGUUGAUUACUGCCAUACAAUGAAAGUAUGUCAUAGAGACCUUAAGCUUGAAAAUGCACUCUUAGAUGACAGCACAGCACCUCGGGUGAAAAUAUGCGAUUUUGGAUCCUCAGAGUCACUACUACUACAUUCUUGGCAAAAAUCUACUGCGGGAACACCGGCUUAUAUUGCACCUGAGGUCCUAUCUGAAAAACAAUAUGAUGGAGCGAUUGCAGAUGUUUGGUCUUGUGGAGUCUCCCUAUAUGUCAUGAUUGUUGGAGCAUAUCCCUUUGAAGAUCCUAAGGACCCUAUGAACUUUAGAAAAACAAUUCUGCGGACCCUUACUGUAUGCUACUCAAUCCCUGGUAAUGUACGAGUUUCUGUGGAAUGUAGAGACUUGCUCGCUAAGAUAUUUGUGGCAAACCCAGAAAAGAGAAUUACAAUUUCAGAAAUUAAGAACCACGGUUGGUUCUUGAAGAAUUUACCUAUGGAAAUGUGGGGAGGAGGAAGUUGGGAAAGCAAUGAUGUAAACCAUCCAUCCCAAAGAAUUGAAGAAGUCCAGUCCAUAAUACAAGAGGCAAGAAAACCUUUAAAGGUCCCAACUGUCAGUAGGCAUAUCAUUGGAAGCAGCAUGGCCAUUGAUGAUGCUGAAUUAAACAAGUGGUGAUUUUUUAUGCUCAAAUGUGAGCAGUUAAAGUGUACAUAUGACACAAACCAUACUUAUCCCUGUGAAAUUGGUCUUAUGCAUGGCUUGCUAGCUCUCACCGGCCAUUUUGUUUUGCUGUAUUGAUAAUGUUUUGUUAUUGUAAAAGUCAGGUUUUAUCUUUGGGCAAACUA